UUGGCCGCUGUGUCAUAAUACUCUUACCCUUACCCAGAUGCAAAGCUGCCUAUAAAUGUUUGGGCAGAGCAUAUAGCUUUCCACAUGUUUGAGCUCCCAUUUAACUGUUAGCCAAAAAUGGAAGGUUGUUCCUCCCAAGCUCCUAUCUCUAAAAGGUUAGAAGGCAAAGUAGCCAUCAUCACGGGCGGCGCAAGCGGUAUUGGCGAGACUACCGCUAGGCUCUUUGCUCGACACGGUGCCAAGAUUAUCAUCGCUGACGUCCAAGACGACCUUGGAUGGGCAGUUUGCAAGGACAUUGGCACGGAUGAAAAUGUUACCUACGUUCAUUGCGACGUGACUGUUGACCAUGAUGUUAAAAAUGCGGUUGACACAGCCAUGUCAAAGUAUGGAAAGGUCGACAUAAUGUACAAUAACGCCGGUAUUCCUGGAAAAUUGGACUUCACAAUCCAAGGCUUGGAUUACGAAGACUUGAAAAAGGUUUUCGAUGUGAACGUUUACGGCGCUUUCUUGGGGGCCAAACACGCCGCUAGUGUUAUGAUUCCGGCAAAGAAAGGUGUGAUUCUCUUUACGGCAAGCCUUGGCACAGUGCUUGCGGGCACAUCGCCACACUCGUACGCAGCGUCAAAGUACGCGGUUGUUGGGCUCAUGAAGAACUUGUGUGUGGAGUUAGGGCAGCAUGGGAUAAGGGUGAACUGUAUUUCCCCCGGUGCACUUCCCACUCCAUUACUAAGUAAAGCAUUUGGAAUGGAGAAAAACACUUUUGAAGGGCUGCUUUGUGAGGCGGCGAAUCUAAAAGGGGUAGUGCCGACGGCAGAGGACGUGGCGGAGGCGGCCGUGUUUCUGGGGAGCGACGAGUCGAAGUACUUGAGCGGGAUUAACCUUGUGGUCGAUGGAGGUUACAGCACCACCAAUCAGCAUUUCUCCUUGCUACUCCAUAGCCAAAUGUCUUGAAUUUUGUAGUACUGCAAUAAUUCCUUACCAAUUUGUUUGUAUGUUUGUUUUUGGGAAUGUUGAUGUUGUCUGGGUUACGAAUCCCCUACAUGAUUUAAAGCGUGAUUUCCUUUA
Molecule: messenger RNA, 1065 nt
Organism: Rhododendron vialii
Lineage: Eukaryota; Viridiplantae; Streptophyta; Magnoliopsida; Ericales; Ericaceae
Product: short chain aldehyde dehydrogenase 1-like
Exons: 2
Coding region: 118-951 (277 amino acids)
Source: RefSeq, a predicted model, not a curated record